GAGGAGAAAAAUCCCGACGGAGAGGGGCGACCUGUCAGCCUCGGGUUCACUCAGCCCUGGAGCGGGUCACGCAGCGGAGCAGGUAGAGGCCUGACAGGCAGUGAGUUAGGAGGCCGCGUGGGGGGGGGGCUUUCCAUGAUUAGACCCUGCUGACUCUCCUGAGACGUCGAGCCGGACCCCUCCCCCUUUGCACCUCUCGGCCGCUCGACUGUUCUCAAGGGGUCAAAAACGGUAAAGCUCCUCGACUGCUCCGCCGGCUGCCGCCUCUGCAGGCUGAGCCACGCCAUGCAGAGGAGUCCCUGCUCGGCCGACGCAGCUGCUCAGCAGCGGAGGAGUGAAGCCGGGUCGUCCAAUAGUUUCAAAGCCUUUGGAUGCCCCGAGCAGCUGGAUGCCAAGGAGAGCCGGGACUGUGAGGACCCCAGAGAAUACUGUUAUGGUGGAUACCACCCCGUCCAGAUCGGCGACACCUUCAACAGGAGGUAUCAGGUGGUGUCCAAGCUCGGCUGGGGCUAUUUCGCCACCGUCUGGCUGUGUCUGGACCUCAGAGUAUGUCGGCACGUCGCAGUGAAGGUGCUGAAGAGCGGUGCAGGCUUCACCCAGGCGGGACAGGAUGAACUGGCUCUCCUACGAUGUGCCAGCGGUCCUACGAGCCGUCAUCCUUUCCGGCAAAGGGUCGUUCAGCUGCUCGAUGACUUCAAGCUGGCCGGGGUCAACGGGGUCCACAUUUGCCUGGUGCUGGAGCUGCUGGGGCCCGACCUGAGAAGCUGGCAGCUCUGUUUCGGGAGCCCAGGGCUGUCACGGCAGUGGGCCAAACAAAUUCUUGGUCAGGUUCUGCAAGGCCUGGACUACCUUCACGCCACGUGUAAAAUCAUCCACACGGACAUCAAGCCAGAGAACAUCCUGCUGUGCCUGGAGGAGCAGCCUCACAAAGCGCCAGUGGGGGGCAGCCGCUCCCCGUCUCUGCUGCCCGGGAAGGCGUCGUCGUCCAAGUCCACAGAGAGGGAGCGGGCGAACCCUGACAGUUUGAAGGAAAUCACAGUGAAAAUUGCUGACCUGGGCAGCUCCUGCUGGGUGUACAAACAUUUCUGUGAAGAGAUUCAGACCCGACAGUAUCGCUCACUAGAGGUUUUACUGGGAUCUGAGUAUGGCCCGCCUGCUGACAUCUGGAGUGUGGCCUGCAUGGCCUUUGAAUUGGUCACUGGAGACUCGCUGUUCGAGCCCAAAGCCCGGGAGUCCAUUUCCCUGGAGGAAGACCACAUAGCCCAGAUCAUGGAGCUGCUCGGUAAAAUCCCACCGUCUGUUGCCUUGUCGGGUAAAUACUCGGCAGAGUACUUUGGUCAAAGAGGUGACCUGCGCCGCGUCGGUCCACUCGGGCUCUGGAGCCUUUAUGACGUUCUCGUGGAAAAAUACCACUUCCAGUUAGAGGAGGCCUCUGGGUUCUCCGGCUUCCUUCUCCGCAUGUUGGAUUAUCAUCCGGAGAGGAGGGCCACCGCAGCGACGUGCCUCGGCCACCCCUGGCUGACCGCACAAUAGCCCGUGAUGGCUAUGCAGGGCAUCGGGCCCCAUCCACAGUCCUCGCAGCCAGAUGCCGUCAGCAGUUGGACUGGAUUAUUUCAGGGCAUCAUUUUUAGAAGACAGUUUGUGUGCUGCUUUGAAAUGUGAAUUCCUGCCAAUAUCGAGUAGGGAAUAAGAUACUCUUCUCCAGUGAAGGCCUAUUGUGCACUUUAUGCUUCUAAGGUGUUUUAAAAAAAGUAGCUAAGUUUGACUGUCAGACCUUUGAGUCAGAUAAGAAGCGGCCCCUCAUGACGCUGACACAGCGAGCCAGUGUGACGCUGUUUGAUGCAAACCGCUGUUGUUCAGUGAAAUUGAAUGUCACCGAUGAAAUCAAAAAAAAAACGUCGCAUGGUCUUUCACGGCGAAUGAACAGGGUAAUGAGCCGCUUUAAUUUCAGUGCACGAGUCGG
Molecule: messenger RNA, 1963 nt
Organism: Scophthalmus maximus (turbot)
Lineage: Eukaryota; Metazoa; Chordata; Actinopteri; Pleuronectiformes; Scophthalmidae
Product: SRSF protein kinase 3
Exons: 13
Coding region: 286-1533 (415 amino acids)
Biological process (GO): spliceosomal complex assembly; protein phosphorylation; regulation of mRNA processing
Molecular function (GO): protein kinase activity; ATP binding
Source: RefSeq, a predicted model, not a curated record